GUCUGCCUGUCCGCUAUGGCUCCUACAAUUAUUGAGGACUUUGAGUUGGAGGUGCUUGAGUUGGUGGAAGAACGUAGUAGGAGUAGAAACAUUAGAAAGAGAAGUAUCACCACCACCACCACCUCCACCACCAUCACCACCACCACCAGCAACACCACACACCACCACAACAGCAGUAAUAGCUUCCGCCAUAUUGGGAAUGUGGUUAAACCCGCCUCCACCACCUCCACAUCGCGAUUAAAGGAGAAAGUUGUGGAGGGUUGGGUGGAUACUUUAAAUAGUAAGAGUUUACCCGAAAAUGGAAAGGCUCCACCUACGUUUUCUGUGAAUAGUGCGUCUGUUGCUGCGGGUGUGAAGCCUCAUCGCCCGUUUUCUAUAUACGCAAGGCUCUUUAACUUGUUCAGUGUAUCUACAUCGCCACAAAAACACGAGACGGAGAGACACAUUAUUGCCAACAACCCUGAAUUCAACGCACAGUUCAAUUAUGCCAAAAACUACAUCAAGACUUCUAAAUACACUUUGUUCAAUUUCGUGCCGUACAACCUCUUCGAACAGUUCCAGCGGCUGGCCAACUUCUAUUUUCUAUGUUUGUUGGUGCUACAGCUUAUCCCAGUCAUCUCCUCCCUCUCCCCCAUUACCACAGCUGUGCUCAUCGGAGUACUUACCGUCACUGCUGUUAAAGACGCUUACGACGAUUUUCAACGGCACAGGAGCGACCGCCAGGUGAACACACGCAAAACCUGGGUGUUGAAGAAUGGCCAAUUGGUGCAGGAGCCAUGGAGCAAGGUGUUGGUGGGUGACGUCAUCCGGAUGGAAAAUGAUGAGUUUGUGGCGGCAGACAUCUUGCUCCUGUCCACGUCAGAACCCAAUGGCCUGUGUUAUAUUGAGACUUCAGAGUUGGACGGAGAGACCAACUUGAAGUGUAAACAGUGCCUGACGGAGACAGAGGAGUUGGGGCAAAAUGACAACCUAAUCGGGGCGUUCCAGGGGGAGGUGCGCUGUGAACCUCCUAAUAACCAGCUUAACAAAUUCGAAGGGACGCUCACCUUGGAGGGCAACACCCACUCCCUGGAUAACGACAAGAUCCUGCUACGAGGGUGCAUCCUUCGUAACACGCAGUGGUGCUACGGAAUGGUCAUCUUCGCUGGCAAGGACACAAAAUUGAUGAUGAAUUCAGGAAAGACUAAAUUUAAACGCACAAGUAUUGAUAGGCUUCUAAACUUCAUCAUUCUUGGGAUUGUGUUCUUUCUCCUUUCGAUGUGUUUGUUUUGCACUGUGGCGUGUGGCAUCUGGGAAACACUGAUAGGCCAGUACUUCCGGGACUACCUGCCGUGGGACACCCUGAUCCCCUCGGAGCCGGUGUCAGGGGCUGCAGUAAUUGGUCUACUCAUCUUCUUCUCCUACGCCAUCGUUCUCAACACUGUCGUUCCGAUCUCCCUCUAUGUCAGCGUGGAGGUGAUCAGAUUGUGUCAAAGCUUCCUCAUCAACUGGGACGAAGAGAUGUACUAUAGUCCCAACAAGACCCACGCUAAGGCUCGCACCACCACGUUGAAUGAAGAAUUGGGCCAGAUCGAGUACAUCUUCUCAGACAAAACUGGCACUCUCUCUCAGAACAUCAUGGCGUUUAACAAGUGCUCCAUUGCUGGCCGCUCGUUUGGUGAGGUGAUUGACCCACGCACAGGUGAACCAAUUGAGAUCACUGAGCUCGUGCAGCCAGUAGAUAUGUCAGACAACCCUUUCCACGAGGCAUCAUUUAAAUUCUACGACCAGAGUUUAAUGGAUGCGCUGGAGGUUGGAGACGAAAACUGUGAGGCCUUCUUCAGACUCCUGUCCCUCUGUCACACUGUUAUGCCAGAGGAGAAGAAUGGCCGACUUGAGUACCAGGCACAGUCACCAGACGAGGGUGCUUUGGUAUCUGCGGCAAGAAAUUUUGGGUUCGUCUUCAAGUCUCGGACCCCAAACAGCAUCACCAUCUCUGCUAAGAAGAUCCCAGAGACCUAUGAACUUCUGUGUAUCUUGGACUUCAACAACGUGCGGAAGAGAAUGUCCGUUAUUUUGAAAAAGGAUGGCAGAAUAAGGCUAUAUUGCAAGGGUGCUGACUCCAUUAUUUACGAAAGGCUGAAAAGUGGCCAGGAAAGCUUGAAAAGACACACGCAGGAGCAUCUUGACGCGUUUGCUGGGGAUGGCCUGAGAACUCUUUGUCUGGCUUAUAAGGACCUUGAAGAGGACUACUUUAGGACGUGGAAGAGCAGACACCACGAGGCGGCCGUGUCCCUCGAUAACAGAGAUGCCAAGCUGGACGCCAUAUAUGAGGGAGAUAGAGAAAGAUCUGGUGCUAUUGGGUGAGUAGCCACAGCAAUAGAGGACAAGCUACAAGAUGGGGUGCCACAAACCAUUGCAAAUCUGGCUAUGGCUGGCAUCAAGAUCUGGGUACUGACUGGUGACAAGCAGGAGACAGCGAUCAACAUUGGGUACUCCUGCCAGCUGCUGACGGACGAGAUGGUGGAGGUGUUUGUGAUAGAUGCCCAGAAUGCAUCAGAGGUGGAGGACCAGCUGCAACGGACUAGAGAACAGAUUCGGAACAUGUCUCACAGUGCGCAUAACCAGACCAGCCUCAGUGUGGUCACGUUUAGUGAGGACGCGUUGGGUGCAGACACGCUGAGUGAGGUGGGGGAGGUACGAGCGGACUACGCCCUUGUCAUCAACGGACACUCCCUCGUCUUUGCUCUCAACGCAAAGUACGAGAGGCUCUUCCUGGAGGUGGCCAGCUUCUGCAAGGCGGUGAUAUGCUGUCGGGUCACUCCGCUGCAGAAGGCGAUGGUGGUUGACUUGGUGAAGAGGUACAAGAAGGCUGUCACUCUGGCGGUUGGUGAUGGGGCCAAUGAUGUGUCUAUGAUUAAAACGGCUCACAUUGGCGUGGGCAUCUCUGGACAGGAGGGGCUUCAGGCGGUGCUGGCGUCGGAUUACUCGGUCGCACAGUUCAAGUUCCUGGAGCGCCUGUUGCUGGUCCACGGUCGCUGGUCGUACUACAGAAUGUGCAAAUUUCUCAGAUACUUCUUCUAUAAAAAUUUUGCCUUCACACUUUGUCAUUUUUGGUUCGCGUUCUUCGUCGCGUUCUCCGCCCAGACGGUGUACGAUCCAUUUUUCAUUUCAACAUACAACCUCUUCUAUACAUCCCUACCCGUGCUUUGUAUGGGCAUUAUGGAUCAAGAUGUCAACGAUUACUACAGCCGGUGGUACCCCAAGCUUUACACGCCUGGGCACCACAAUCUUCUCUUCAAUAAGCGUGUGUUUGUCUGGAGUGCCGUACAUGGAGCAUUAACGUCCUUCCUAAUUCUGUUUGUCCCGUACGGGGCUUACUACAACGCCAUGGAUACCGAGGGACGCAGUAUGGCCGACCAGCAGACUUUUGGCAGUGUUGUAGCGACCAUCCUCGUUAUCGUCGUCACUAUGCAGAUCUGCCUGGACACAUCAUAUUGGACUUUGUUUCACCACAUCACAAUCUGGGGCUCCCUCAUCUUCUACCUCCUGCUUCAGUAUGCCUAUAACUACCUCCUGCAGGGGGAAUAUGUGGGUGCCCUGGCUAAGGCAAUGGGUGAACCAAUGUUCUAUUUCACCACGCUCCUCACCAUCGUCAUUCUCAUGCUCCCUGUGAUGGCCUGGCGAUUCUACUGGGUUGACGUACACCCGACCCUCUCCGACAAGGUGCGGUUCAAGCAGAGACAUGAUGCGAAAAUGGCCAGCCAGCGGACAGAACACCGAAUUGCAAGAACGCCAUCUGCCCGCAGAUCACGUCGGUCUAUCCGCUCUGGCUACGCGUUCGCCCACCAGGAAGGAUUCGGCCGCCUCAUCACCAGCGGGAAGAUUAUGCGGCCGAGGAACCCCAGACAAGGCGCGGUGUCCAACGGGCGUACCUCAAACUUCCGAGCCGACCAGAACCGAGUACCCAUCGUGGCCCCUGCGCCCUCCACCAUCGAAGUUUGAGGUGUUUGUGUGCCUGUCCUUUACAGCUAAUAUCGAGGUCUGUUUGAGGUCUAGAAGUCUCUAAAUAUCUUCAUACGGGGGUCUGUUUAAAAGUAACGUUGGGAUGCGCUGGACGGGUGAGGAAUCCAGCAUCUUAAUUUGUAACAGUCGAGUUUUGAAGCCCGAAAUGUUGGUUUUCUAGGUUAUGUGUGUGUGUGAGUGCGUGUAGUGAGGAUAAUUUUUUCCAGUGUGUUUUAAACGUCGAUUUGUGCCUUUCCCCGGGUGCUGAGUGAGUGAGUGGGGCAGUGGUAGCAUUGUAACGAACUGCAAGGUUAUCAAGACUCACGGACCUUAGCCAAACUUAAGCUAAUUUGUGGUGGCUGUGUGUCGCCAAGUUACGCCUUAAAGUUACAAGUGCUUGGAAAAACUUAUUAUUGAUGCCUUAGAGGGAAUGUGGGCAGGACUCUUUAAGAGAUAGACGCCCCAUGCCUUAGUGAAAUGUGGGUAAAUAAAAGGCAACAGAAAAUGGGAAACUAAAGAAAAUGUUAGCGACUGAAACUUUUUUUUUUUUUUAGGCAACACUUAGAAAAACUUGAAAAAAAUAACGUGAAAAAAAAAAACUUAGACGAUUUUUAAAGAACAUAAACUUUAAAUACGAUGUUAAAGUUAUGCCAUAAGUAAAGAAAAUGAAUAGAUCUUUAGAAAACGUAAAUAUUUGAAGUAACUUAAGUGUAAAUAAAUGAAAAGCAAGGAAGAUUUGAAGACCUGUUUUAGUUAUAGAUGAAAGAAAGAUAGAUGGAGGAAAUUGAGUGAAAUGAAGAGAAAAGUGCAAGAAAUGAGAUAAGAAUCGCAAAAUAAAGGAGAAGAAAGGAUAGAUAGAUAAAAAAGAAGAGAAUGAAGACAUAAGGAAGAGAGAAGGAUGGAGAAAAGUGGAGGAAACGAGAGAAGAAAUAGCAAAAUAAGAGAAGAAAGGAUAAAUAGAGAAAAAAAAGAAGAGAAUGAAGAAUGAAGACAAAAGGAAGAGAGAAGAAUGGAGGAAACGAGUGAAAUGAAGAGAAAAAUUAUAGAAAACGAGAGAAAACGACAAAUUGAGUGAACGAAAGGAUAAGAGAGAGAGAGAGAGAGAGAGAGAGAGAGAGAGAGAGAGAGAGAGAGAGAGAGAGAGAGAGAGAGAGAGAGAGAGAA
Scylla paramamosain (green mud crab) is the source of this 5148-nucleotide messenger RNA. It is a transcript of the gene ATP8B, whose product is annotated as phospholipid-transporting ATPase ID-like. Gene Ontology annotation, biological process: Golgi organization; phospholipid translocation. The record is from RefSeq and is a predicted model, not a curated record. Gene Ontology annotation, molecular function: ATPase-coupled intramembrane lipid carrier activity; ATP binding; magnesium ion binding. Lineage: Eukaryota; Metazoa; Arthropoda; Malacostraca; Decapoda; Portunidae. Gene Ontology annotation, cellular component: plasma membrane; trans-Golgi network.